Messenger RNA from Dermacentor andersoni, 1912 nucleotides. RefSeq names its product pyrroline-5-carboxylate reductase 3-like. Gene Ontology annotation, biological process: L-proline biosynthetic process. The record is from RefSeq and is a predicted model, not a curated record. Gene Ontology annotation, molecular function: pyrroline-5-carboxylate reductase activity. NCBI's taxonomy places the organism in Eukaryota, Metazoa, Arthropoda, Arachnida, Ixodida, Ixodidae.
AUGCGUGACACACGAGGACACAAGGUAGCAUAAAAUGAAGGAGGAGUAGGGCAGGCCAUGUAAAUGCGUAUAGCAGGUAACCUAUGGCCUGUUAGAGCAACAGAGAAUGGUUGCCGAGCGGGAGGAAAGCGCAAUAGAGUACGGCAGAUGGUUAGAUCGCGCGACGAGAUGGGGAAAUUUGCAGGCACGACAUGUAGUCCAUUGAUACCAGACAUGUGUAACUGGAGAUCGCAGGGAGAGGCCUUUGUCCUGAAGUGGACAUUAAAUAGUCCGGCGUGACAAACGCAGCGAAGAUCAUGGCCAGCUGUCCCGUAGCCGACAAGCACCUCUUGGAUGAGAUCAAGGCCCUGGGUUGCCGGACGACGCACGAGAACCUCGACGUGGUGGACCAGUGCGACACCAUCCUGGUGGCGCUCAAGCCGAACGUGGUGCCCGCCGUGCUCGAGCAAGUGGCGCCCGCCGUGCAGCAGCGACACCUGGUCGUCUCCCUGGCGAUGGGAGUCACGCUUGACGAUAUACAGCAGAGGCUUCCGGCGGGGACGCGCGUGGUGCGCGUGAUGCCCAACACGCCGUGCCUGGUGCGCCACGGGGCCAGCGUGUUCGCGCGUGGUGGCGCGGCCACCGCGGACGACGCGGGCGUCGUGUCCCGGCUGCUGGCCAGCGUGGGCCACUGCGAGGAGGUGCCCGAGUCGCUCAUGGACGUCGCCACUGGACUCAGCGGCAGCGGACCGGCAUACGUCUUCGUCACUAUUGAAGCCCUCGCCGAUGGUGCUGUGAGACAAGGGAUGCCGAGAGAUAUGUCCUACAGGCUAGCUGCCAACACUGUCUUGGGCGCGGCUAAGAUGGUGCUGUUGACAGGGCGGCAUCCAGGCUCUCUAAAAGACGACGUGAGUUCACCGGCCGGGACAACUUGCGAAGGUCUGUGGGCGCUCGAGAAGGCUGGCUUCCGAGCAACGCUCAUAGAGGCCGUCGCUGCGGCUACCGCAAGGGCCGCCAGAGGUCGCCACUGAACGACCGAUGCACACGGCUCUCACUGGUGCCAGAGAGUACAUUCGCCACGCUCGUGAAUGUGGAAUAGGCGCAGCGACGAAUAUGAUGCAAGCGCCAACUUUAUCCAGCUCUGUAGCGUGUAUCACCAGGCGCGAGUAUUAGAGUGCGUGGUCUUUUGGAUCCUGGUCGUUUAUGGCCGCAUAGCAGAUUUGUGCGAGACGAAGCUCAGUGCCUUGUCUUGAUAUUAUGUUCGGUACUUCAACGUGUACAGACUCGCUCAAUGAACUUUAUAUGCUAGGCGUUGAGUGAAGGCUUGAACACGAUAUAGUCACUUCUGGUUUUGGCGUACCAUUACGGCGUACAAGAGGAGAGUGAUUUUAUGCGUGCAAAAUAGGAAAUUUUGGUCAUGGUAGCAUGGAUAUUCUCAGUGAUUUUUAUGGCCACGUUUUAAUCUCAAGCCCCAAGGAUGUCUGGCUUUUGCAGCUAGACAUCUAAAUUUUAUUGCAAGUUGGUGUUUGCCGCUGUGCCAUGUCCGUGAUUUUCGUUAUGGACAUAGACAGCCUAUUGUUUUCAUUUUUGCUAUACUAGGACUUGCGUCGUCACGUUCUGAACCUUCAAAAACUAAUCCAAAUGGAAAUUGAACUUUCCGAGGCGCCCACCCUUCGUGGAUCUGUGCAUGCAUAUACAGCCUAAGAAUGGUGCAUACGUAAUGCAUCAGAGUGAGGUGAAGACCGUAAUAUUUCGUUGUUUCGGCAGAUUUCUAUCUAGCAUAUAUACUGCACACGCUUCUAUUGUUAUACAUUAUGCAUGAUUUCAAUUUUUAAUAUUAUUGACUGUUUUAUGCUGCACAAUGCAAGAGCUUUGUCUUUAUUCCCCCGUCCCAUAUCAGCAGGAAGAAUAAAUCUUGCUGUUCUGUACUUCA